AUGACUCCAUCAUUUCGCUAUGUCAGUUUCAGCUUCUUCGCUUUCUUAGCCUUGCAACAAGCGGCUUUUGGUCUGAUCUGUUAUUCAUGUGGAUUCUGUAACACUGUCAAUAGUAAUAUAGCAACAAGCAACGUACCAGACAAUGCAGGAUACUCGUGUCGGAAAAGUAUAACAUUGGCUGGUAGUAAAGUAAUUACAACAAUUCGUGAUGCUGUAACUAGUUGCUCAGAAGUCGAUGCUGUCAUCCUUGGAAGUGGUUUUCGAACCACAUGUUGUAGGACCGACAGAUGUAAUUCAGGCAUUGCUACUUCAAGUUCGAUUGGCUUAUCAUUGGCUCUUGUAUCAUUAGUAGUCUUAUUCAAGAUGUUUUAA
Molecule: messenger RNA, 372 nt
Organism: Rotaria sordida
Lineage: Eukaryota; Metazoa; Rotifera; Eurotatoria; Philodinida; Philodinidae
Source: the annotation of a GenBank genome assembly